Molecule: messenger RNA, 2499 nt
Organism: Pocillopora verrucosa
Lineage: Eukaryota; Metazoa; Cnidaria; Anthozoa; Scleractinia; Pocilloporidae
Product: sn-1-specific diacylglycerol lipase ABHD11-like
Cellular component (GO): mitochondrion
Molecular function (GO): carboxylic ester hydrolase activity
Source: RefSeq, a predicted model, not a curated record
UAGUUGCUUUGCUGUGAUAAACAGUUGAAAAUAAUUAUGACCUUUUUAUGCCUCAAGAGGUGGUGUUGUUUUGUUUGUAAGAGUCGUUUACGUGUUAAAAAAGGCUACUUACCGAAAUGGCAAAGUUUUUCACAUUACAGCGCUAUGACUGGGAGUUCAGCAGUUAAUUUAGCUUAUGAAAGUAUAGAUGCAACUACUGAAGGGGACGAUUUACCACCUAUAGUCAUUUUACAUGGCCUGUUUGGAUCAAAAACAAACUGGAGAACACUGGCCAAGUUAUUUAACAGGGAAACUGACAGAAAGGUAGUUACUGUUGAUGCAAGAAAUCAUGGACAAAGUGAUCAUAGUCCAGACAUGAACUACUUUGAUCAGUCUCUGGAUUUAUGGCAUUUGUUUCAAAAACUGGAACUUUCAAAAGCAAUUUUAAUGGGUCACAGUAUGGGAGGAAAAACUGCCAUGACAUUUGCUCUGUCUCAUCCAGAGUUUGUGGACAGCCUUAUAGUAGUAGACAUGUCCCCUACAAAACUGUCUUUAGAUGAGGAUAUUCCACGUUAUCUUGCAACAAAGCGGGCUAUGGAUUUAAAUCUCAUCAAGGAUAAGAAAGAUGCUGAAAAGAUGUUAAUGGAUGUUGUACCUAAUGCAUUCUUGAGGUCAUUCUUUCUCACCAACCUUAUAAAAAGUGCUGCUGGUUUUAAGUGGAGAAUUAACCUUGAAGCCUUGGAGAAUAACAUAUCUGAAGUUGCUGGCUUUCCAUCAAAUUUUCCUCACCAACAGUUUGAAGGAAAGACACUUUUUGUUGGUGGAGCUAAAUCAGACUACAUCCAGCUAGAGGAGUUUCCUGCAAUUCGUAAACUGUUUCCCAAAGCAGACAUUAAAUUUAUUCCUGAUAGUGGUCACUGGCCUCAUUCAGAAAAACCAAAAGAAUUUGCACAGACCGUGACAGAAUUCCUAGAUGAAUGUUUACAAGAUCAUCAUUAGCAAUACUUGAAAGUAAUAAAAUGAUCAUUGUCACAAAUACCCACAGGAACAAUUGCUUUUCAUUUUUUCCUGUAUAUUUACACCUUUUUAGUAAGAGCUUCAACAUAACAUUCAUAUUUAUGAACAUUUUUUUUAAUAUGCAUACGAAGUAUUUUGUAAAAAAAUAUAUUAUUGCCACUGUAGGCUUAACUUUAUCUUCGGUGUUUGAUCAAGAAUAUUUAAAUUCAGGUAAUGCAAUGACCAAAAUUAUUUGUGCUUGUUUCCAGUCAGAGUAAUGAGAUAUAAUGUUUUUAUGCAUAUGAAUAAAGCUCAUUUGUCAAAAUCAAUUAAUUGUAGUUGAACAUGUAUUAGCAAAGGCAGAACUCAAACCUGUCUAAUCCAAAAAGGUGAAAAUUACCAUUUAUCUGCCAAAUAAUUCUCCAUUGCUGUCAACGAUUCUGGAAUAAAUAUGAUAAAAGUUUGAAGUAGGGGUAGGUCAAUUUUCAUGAGACUGGUGACUAAUUAAUGGUCACUGUAAAGAGUUUGUAAAGCUGACAUUUUAUGCAUUGGUCCUUUGUCAGGAAUUAGCAUACAAUCUCUCAAUAAAUUUGACUACACAAUUCAAGACAGCAAUUAGGAGCCAUCAAGCUUGAUUCAAUUGAUUUGGGUUUGCUGAUAGAAAUAGGAUAAACAGCCCUUAUACCAUGUUUCCUUCUCCAAUGAGUAAUAAGGAGAUGUCCAGGAAAUGAACAUAUGCUGCCCCUACCCCCUCCUUCUUGAGAAGAAUCAAGAAAAUGGCAGAACUUUUUACACCCAACAUCAGUAUUUAUAUUCUCCAUAAUGUCCUUUAUACACUUCUUAAGAUGCUGACAAGGAGAGAAUUUCCAGACAUGGAGAAUUUGUUACCUGUUUCUUGUAAUAAAUAUGUGUCAUUUCAUUUUUGUUUCAAAUAAUUUUAUUCUUUCAGAUACAGAGCAUUAAAACAACUUCCUUGGCAAGAACCCAUUCUUGUAAAUUAGCAAGAGUGUUUCUCAACAGCUGCAAAAUUAAUUUAUCCACAACUGUGUCAUGUACUCUUAAACACCUUCACAGCCUGGGAUGACUUGAAAGUUGUUGUACUAAACACUUUGUCUUUCUUUGCAUUUCUACCAAUUUGUGCUGUAAAUUAUAUCAAUUAAAGAAAUGUAAAAUAUUUAGCCUACAUACCGGUAACUAAAUUUUGUCAUUUUUUCUUGAUUGUGAAAUAUAAGGAAAAGAGUUUAUGUGAGCAUUUAUAGCCACUUGAAAAACCUACACCCUACCCAAAUUACUCUGCUCAUUGGUAUUGGAAGAAAAUGAAUUUAUAGUUCAGUAUGGUCUGUAACAUCAUCUUCCUCAUCAUCAUCAUAUUCUUCUGUUUCACCCUCUUCCAGCUCCUCUUCUUCCGGCUCUUCUGGCUCUUCCAGUUCCUCUGGCUCAUCUGGCUCUUCAGGAACUUCACUCCUGGCUUCUGCUGACUUAGGCAAUCCAUGCUUUUCUAAGAGUUGGGAUAUUUCAUCUGUC